Molecule: messenger RNA, 3831 nt
Organism: Parnassius apollo (apollo)
Lineage: Eukaryota; Metazoa; Arthropoda; Insecta; Lepidoptera; Papilionidae
Source: the annotation of a GenBank genome assembly
AUGAAAGCCUGGAAUAUGUUAUUUAAUGUAAAUGACAAACGAAUACCACAUUCUGAACUGAUCGAUGAAUCUUACGAAAUUUCAACGUCCUUGGCAGAAGCAGCUGGUCUGGACUACCAAGCCGAACCUAGCAGAAGCUCGCCUAACGGAAAAGACGUCAAUCGACUUACAGGACAUUUUCUGGAGCUGAUUCCCGCAAUAUCGGCAAAAAAGCCGUACAAAAUGUUUAAUGUUUAUGCAGACGUCGCCACAGUGAUAACCGCGUUCCGUGUUCGUGACCUUCCAAAAACUUCUCAUGAGGGUGUUUCAGAGUUCAGAAAAAAGCAAAAAUGUGAAAAUUGUGAUGUGAAUAAACUUGACACCAAUCGAAAUUCGCCCGUGCAUAAAACCGAAAGUGAUAACAAAGAAAAUAAACAAUAUCUCGACGAUAAGAUCGAAAAAACAAAACGAUUACGUGAUGAAACCGAUGAUGAUAGUGACGAAGAUGAUGAUGAAGGCAAUGAAAAUUUAAUUUAUCUUAAGCAACUUGCAUCAAAAUGGCAAGAUAAACAAAAAGCUUCCGGAAUAUUUGAUGAAAUAGAAACUAAACCGAGUACAAGUAAGAAAAAAGUCAAUAUUGCUAGUUCACCUAAUAUACAAACUAAUGAAAUUAGAAAGGAUAAUAUAGAUAGUAAUGGUAAUAGUGAAAAUGAUCGUGACCACGAUAGACGCGAUCAACAAAAGAAAGUAAGAGUAGUCAAGAAGACAAAAGAGAUCUCGAAGGACAUUCAGUUAAAAACAUUAAAACGCUCAAAGGUGGAUGACGAAGACAGUGAUGAUGAGGAUGAUGAAGAUGAUGAAAAUGAUAAUAGGCUUAAUCAUAACAAAAGAAAUGAAACAAAUAUAGAAAAACCUUUUUUUAAUCCUGAAAAAAUGAACAUAAAUUCAAAACCCUUAAAAAUUGACAAAACAAUUAUAAAAGAAAAGAUCUCUAAAAUCAAAGAAAUAGAUGCUAAAGAAGUUAUCAAACCUAAUGAAAAUGUAAAAAUGCAGCAAACACCAAUAAAAACUGCUCAUAAGAAUAUCCUGAAAAAAGAAAAUGAGCCUAAAGACAAAAACAUCGAAAAAAUACUAGAUAUACCUUCCGCAAACGUACAAGAUGAAAUUAAAUUAGAUAAGGUCCUAAGAAGUGACGUUAAGAAACCGAACGAAAAACUGCCAAUUGAAAUCAUCGCCAAAGAUAAACUCGAAAUUAAAAAAGUCGAUGAAGUAUUAAAAAUAACAACAAUAUCUAAAGGCGUCAAAGAGCAAAGGCAAGAAAGUAACUUUAAUGGAAGUCGAGAAGAAAAUCGUUUAAAGCAACUUACGAAUGCUUUAUUCAGACGAAACUUGCUAAAAAGUGAAUUUGAGGAUUUCUAUGCGUUCUUUCCUACUUUUGCUCCGAACUUUACUCGCGUUCAGAAUCCGGAAUGCAGGCGUCACGGGCAAAUACUUCUAAGACAACUACGUGGUUCAAAGUUAUGGGCGUUAAACAUGCUCGACGCAACUGGCAAGGUUCCCUCGGGAAUACUUCAAGGUAAUGGUAUCCAACUGGGUAACUUCGACCAGUGUUUAGGAAGUCGAGCUCGUGUUCAACUGGAUACCGGAAGUGUCGUCAGAGUGCAAGGAAAAUACUGUCUCGCUCGAAUCGACCUUAAAGCUGAGCACCCCGAUUUGGAGAUACCGGUGCAUUUGGCGCAAGCUAAGAACUUAAUCAAGAGUCGAAUCGAUGAUCCAGGUCACUUUGUGCCACGUUUCUCGACACUAAGUUGGGGAGUCUGCGUACCUUCGCCGUGCAGUCCUGAGGAUGUUGAGGGCAUUGUAAGAGAUGCCAUCAAGCAUUAUCAGUAUAGUAGUGGAGUAUCUAUAAGAGUUAGAAUCGAUCAUCGGGAUUGUCAAAUGCAAAAUAAACAGGCUUGGUGGGAAGAGUGGUCGGGAAUCCCGACCCUUUUGACAUUGUCGAUAUAUGGUGUCGUCAUUUUGUUAGUGUUGAUAGCUACCGCUCAAGACUUUGUCGCUAAAAGAAAAGUGGAGGAAAGUAAAACAAACACAACAAAAGAAAAGGCAGGAUAUAAUAAAAAUAAUACGGAAAAUGAAGAAAAAUCUGCAGAAGAUAAACAAAGUCCAGAUGGAAACAUAAUAAGUGCAUUCUCACUUUAUCGUACGGUUAAAAAGCUAGUUGCUCCAGCAACAUCGGACGAGAUCUCUUGCAUACACGGAGUUCGUGCGAUUGCUACUGUCGCGCUGUUGGUGGCUCAUAAGUUUCUGCCUGUUGCUGUUACGCCAUACACGAACAGGGUGAAGAUAAGCGAGGUUGUGAGCUCACCACUAUGGUCAUGGUGCCGCGCGGGCUGGAUAUUCACUGACUGUUUUUUACUUCUUAGCGGGACACUCACGGCGCAUCGAAUAUCAAGUGACAACGAUUCCGGAGCAUUUAAAAGGAUCUUCUCCAGAUAUCUUAGGUUAACCCCCGCAUUGCUUGCUGUGCUGCUAUUCUAUGCAUACGUUUGGGACAAAGUAUCUAUCGGACCAAUGUGGGGAGCGCUUGUAACGAAAAAUGUGGAGGUGUGUCAAGAAGGCUGGUGGUGGAAUGUUUUGUACUUGCAGAAUUACUUCGGAUUUGAAAAUAUGUGCGCCCCUCAGACCCAUCAGCUGGCUUUGGACAUGCAGCUGUCUAUUUUAGCGGGUUUUGUCGUUUGGGCAAUGCAGUCAGAUUUGCCCAUGUUAAGAGCACUUGUACCGACACUGCAUGUGUGGACCGCUUUCUCAAGGUAUAAGACAGCCAAAGAACAUCGGCUUACAAUGCUGGCUUAUCACGGUGUCAGCGUAAGCCAACUGUACAGAACGGCGAGGCUGAGCUACACAUCUGUGAUCCACCGCUCCACUUCAUACCUGAUCGGGCUAAGCCUCGGGCUGGCUCUCAAGAACAAUACGUAUCACAGCAGAAUGUUAAUGACGUUUGGCUGGUUCGUCAGCGGCAUUCUAUGGUUUCUGGUAUUAUGGGCUGGCUUUGAUUCUGGUACACAUCAGUAUCGAUACAGUGUAACAUUUGCUGCCCAAUACGCCGCGUUGGCACCGAUUUCGUCGGCUUUGGCAAUCGCAUGGUUAAUAUAUGCAGUGCACAGCGGUCAUUGUGAUUUCCUACAAAAAAUUCUAUGUAGCCGUCCGUUAACUCUUAUAAGUCGUCUUUCUUAUGCCCUUUACCUUUGUCAGUUCAUCGUGUUUCUGACAAAUGCGGCUACAAUUAAGACAUCUAGUGAAUUUAGCUUAAUAUCACUGAUCAAUAUCCAAGAAAUAUCGCUCAUAUUUCUAUCAUCAAUUUUGCUGACAUUGACAUUUGUUAUUCCCAUGCAAUCUCUACCUAAGAUCCUUUUUUUGAUUACGAAUUAUAAAAGCGACAUAAACAAUAAGUUUGGCUCAUAUUUGAAAAAAUCUCAAGACAAACCCGAGUUUCCUCCAACGGUUCGAAACAAACAAACCCUAAUAGCUCACAGAGAAGUCUUAGAAGAAAUACCAGAAGUAGAAAUAGAAUAUGAAAACAGAAGAGAAUCAACUGAUGGAUUAGAUGAAAUCUUAGAAGAGGAAGAAGAUGAUGAAGAAGCUAUUGUUGAAGGUCAGAAUCGCUUAGACGAAGAAGACUUAGAAAUAAUAGAAGAAGAAGGACAGGGUAUAAAUGAAGAUUUUUGGAUAAAUAGACAAGACAAUGCUCAACGAAGAGCUUAUUCUAGAAAUAGUGAUAGGGAUCUUGAUGACUGGGAAGUAACCGGAAACGGAAAUGAUCAAGAUGGUGCUCAAAAUUAUCGAUACUCCUGA